Messenger RNA from Oncorhynchus mykiss (rainbow trout), 2681 nucleotides. RefSeq names its product galactose-3-O-sulfotransferase 1a (gene gal3st1a). The record is from RefSeq and is a predicted model, not a curated record. Gene Ontology annotation, cellular component: membrane. Gene Ontology annotation, molecular function: galactosylceramide sulfotransferase activity. NCBI's taxonomy places the organism in Eukaryota, Metazoa, Chordata, Actinopteri, Salmoniformes, Salmonidae. Gene Ontology annotation, biological process: myelination; galactosylceramide biosynthetic process.
UGCUGUGUGUAAGUUGACUAUGUAAACAAUUUGGAAUUUCCAACAAAUUAAUGUUUCUUACAAAAACAGUCAGUCUUUCCUCAUCUCUCAGCCAGGAGAGAUUGGCAUGCAUAGUAUUAAUAUUAGCCCUCCGAGUACAAGGAAGAGCAAGACAUGCCGCUCUGUUCUGGGCCAGCUGCAGCUUAACUUGGUCUUUCCUAUUAAUGUAUUACAUAUACCUUUUGAUUCUUAAGUAAUAUAACUUACAAACUUAGUACAGAAUCCAUAUAUCAUAACCCAAACAAUGUAUAGUUUCAACAUAUACAUAAACUGUUGGUCCUUCAGUUGAGAACAGCAGAACAUUUUUCAAGCCCAUCCCUCAAGUUCAGCUGUUUAGUUGAAAAAUGAAUUGUGGCUAUUGUUCUGUAAUGUAACUGGGUUCACCACAAAACAAAGUGUACAUGAAAUGCAAUACCCAUGUCUUUUCAGUGUAUUUAUAACCUAUUGUUCAUGUUGUGCCCAAGAACAUCCCUUAGCCGUGUGUAUUACUGAUAAUCCAUGGGUUCUCAUGCCUUAUUGCUUAAUUCAUACUUCAUUAUGUUAUUAAUCCUAUUUUUCAUUUUGUUUUCAAAUGAUCUAUAUGCACAGCUUGCUAAAGUAGUCUUUAGAACAAUACGGUCGUGAAACAGAGCAGGCUUGAUAAGUUGGCACAAUCGUGGGCUUUGUGCUUUGGCUCUCUGCAUGUUAUUUUUAAACAAUUUGCUAGCCCUCCUAUCAGCUUGCAUCUCAGACUUGAGUCCAGUGUCUGCUCUCAAUAGCCUUCUGUAUAAAGACAGAAAAGAGCCCUUCCCCUGUCCCUCUACCCCCUCACUCUCUCUCUCUCUCCCUCUCUCUUUCUCUAUGUGCCUCUCUCUUUCACACACUGUGUCAAGUCCCCUGACAGGGAGCCUGAUCACGUUGAGAGUUGAAAGUGGAGGAGGAGGGUGCCAGAGACAUCAGGUUUGCAUAAUAUACAGAGAGAGAGAGCACCUGCCAGGUGAAUGGGCUUCUGAGCGUUGGGCUGUCAUAUGUAAUGAUAAGGAAAGUACUGGACCAUGUGGUGGGGUUGUGACAGCAUGUGCGAUCCAACGGGAGCAGGAAAAAGGCACCAGUGGACCGGACAGCUCUUCUUAUACUCACUGCUAUACACUCUGAGGAGAAACAACCGUCCUAGGUUUCAACUUCAGUGGCAUUUUUAAUCUAACUGCAGUUGCUGGAUUUAUGCACAAAAGGAUAGCCCUCAAUUUGGGACCAUGGUUGUCAAACAGGGGAGGCAAUGGAGGUCGAUGUGCAAAGGCCUUGUCCUGGGUACCCUACUUACCAGCUGUAUGAUCCUGCUCUACUGCCUUUCUGCUCCACAGGUCCACUUCAACCUGCCCGAGGUGCCAGUGCCUUACUCCUGCGCUCAUCGGCCGGCUCAAGCUCACGCCUCACCACUCAGAAAUGGCUCCCAGUAUGCCACGGGACAGACGGGCCUCUGCACUCCCAAAGUGGAUGUCAUGUUCAUGAAGACCCACAAGACGGCCAGCAGCACGCUCCUCAACAUCCUCUUCCGCUUCGGAGAAAAGCACAGGCUCAAGUUUGCCUUUCCAGACAGCCGUAACGACUUCUUCUACCCAUCCUCAUUCCAACGCUCCCAGGUCAAGGACUACAGGCCUGGCAUGUGCUUCAAUAUCAUAUGCAACCACAUGCGCUUCAAUGCACCGGAGGUGGCCAAGGUGCUCCCCACAGACACCUCCUACAUCACCGUCCUCAGAGACCCGGCUGAGCUCUUUGAAUCCUCCUUCCACUACUUUGGCCGCCUGGUGCCCAUGACCUGGAAAAUACCAGGCAAGGACAAGGUGGGGGAGUUCCUGCGUGACCCCCGCCACUACUUUGACCCUGAUGGCUUCAACUCCUUCUACCUCAAGAAUCUUCUGUUCUUCGACUUCGGGCAGGACAACACUCUGGAGCUGGGCGACCCGAGGGUGGAGGAAGGCAUCCGGGCCAUCGCAGGCUGCUUCCAGCUGGUCAUGCUGGUGGAGCACUUUGAGGAGUCCCUCAUCCUGCUCAUGGACGCCCUCUGUUGGGAGAUGGACGACCUGCUCUUCUUCAAGCUCAACGCCCGGAAGGGCUCCACCGUGUCCAAACUGACCCCAGAGUUGAGGGCCAAGGCCCUGGAGUGGAACGCCGUGGACUGGAGGCUUUACCAACACUUCAAUGCCACCUUUUGGAGGAAGGUGGAGGCAUACGGGCACCAGCGGAUGGCUGACGACGUGGCGGAGCUCCGGAGGAGGAAUGCAGAGAUGGCGGCCGUCUGUAUUGAGGGAGGGCAUGCUGUGGAUGCAGAUAACAUCCAGGAGACAGUCAUGCAGCCCUGGCAGCCCAUCGGGGAGAAGUCCAUCAUGGGCUACAACCUGAAAAAGAACGUGGACAAGGCCCACCUCAAGCUGUGCCGUAAGAUGCUCACACCCGAGCUGCAAUACCUGACAGAGCUGGGGGUCAACCUGUGGAUCACUAAGCUGUGGGGACAUGUGAGAGACAUGAUCAACUGGUGACAAGCGGGUGACUGAAGGGUGAUUUGAGAGAGAGAGAGAGAGAGAGAGAGAGAGGCAUAUGUGGCCUGAGAGAGAGAGACAGAGGCAUAUCCGUGGCGAGAGAGAGAGAGAGAGAGAGAGAGAGAG